CCAGAGAAACUCCGCUAUAAAGCUGGAACCGGCUGGGAUGGUCUGCACGGGACAGAGCGAGUAAGACUUGGAACAGAUCAAAACCCACACAAUGGAGUUUGGUUUAGUAGCAUUUGUUGCGUUUUGCGCCUCUUUUUCCAGCGUUUUGGCGUUCUCCCGCAAAGAUGGCGUGUGUCUUCUUCAAAUGGAUGAGGGACCUUGCAGGGCAAAUAUCCAGCGCUUUUACUACAACACAAUCACCCAGAAGUGCGAGAUUUUCUAUUAUGGUGGCUGCCUGGGUAAUGCCAAUAACUUUGAGAGUUACCUCGAGUGCCAGAAGACAUGUUUCAGAAUCCCAAAGAUUCCCCAAAUCUGCCGGUUUCCUAAACUGGAGGGACACCGCCGUGCCCUCAUCCCCCGCUUCUAUUUCAACAUGACCACCAUGCAGUGUGAGCCCUUUUACUACGGGGGCUGCGGGGGGAACUCCAACCGCUUCCAGGACCUCACCAACUGCAUGGAGUACUGCAGUCCAAAGAAAACUGUUCCUAUCCUCUGUCUGGACCCUCUGGACAAAGGGAAGUGUUCAGCCUCGAUCACCCGCUAUUACUUCAACACAGCCACCAAGAUGUGUGAGGAGUUUGUGUAUUCAGGCUGUGGAGGGAGCAGCAACAACUUCGUCUCGCGGCAGAGCUGCAUGGACGUUUGUGUCAAAGGGGGAAAAAAAUACAAAGACACAGUGAAAAGUCGGCGCAGGAGGCGGAAUAGAAAAACCCACAUCACAUUCCUGCAGGCGUAGAUGCUCUGACCCUUUCACUCAGGAGUUUUUACUUUGACAAGCCCUUAUUGGAAACUGACGUGUUUGUUAAUUACUUUAAUGUUGACGAAGUCGUCUUUGUUGUUAUGGGACGCAUAGACACAUUACGACUGUAUCUGUAAUGCCUUAUAAUGAUUUUACAAAUGUGAUUUUAAUGUAUGUUGUUGAUGAUACUCGUUACUACUGCACUAAUAUUCCUAAUUUUGUAUUUUUGUAUUUUAUGUGUAAAAUUAUUCUUUUUUACAAGUAAUGGAUUUAUUAUUACAGAGACUUUCUAUUUGGUCGGCACAACGUUUUUGAUUAAAUGUACAGAAUUUGUUGCAGAAUUCUGCUUUUUUUAUAUACUUGAUGCUGCUGUUUUAAGCAAAUGACUGCAUUAUGUGGUAUUUGAAAAAUGACAAAACUAAAAAUCUGUGAACGCACUUCAAACUUCAUCUACCAUGCAUAAAUAUGAACAUAAAUAGUCCUUUAAUAGG
Messenger RNA from Menidia menidia (Atlantic silverside), 1269 nucleotides. The record is from the annotation of a GenBank genome assembly. Lineage: Eukaryota; Metazoa; Chordata; Actinopteri; Atheriniformes; Atherinopsidae.